AACUCAGAAGGCUCAAGACAAGGGGCUGCAAACCUCCCCUUGUGUUUUGGAACAAAGUUGAGACAAGUUGCCUAGGUUUAGGCUGAAUGGGAAAAGUUAAACAAAUCUGCUUGUAGAUACAGUUUAUACUCAAAACAUUUUUUUCUUUAUAUCUGGACAGCAAUGGAACGGGUCUUCCUCCGUCGGACAUCAGUUUGGAAGAAAGUCGUCUUUUGGUUGUUCUUGCUUUACAUAGCUGGAGCCAAAGGUGAGAUGCACCACUCCCACUCCACAAUAGUUGCUUCUGCGCCCCACCAGUACUACACCUGUUCUGAAGGUGCAACUGCUAAAAUGGUCUGCACCCAGAAAGGUACCUUGUUAAACCCCAGUGAUGCUGUGAAGAGCACUUGGCUUUUCACAUCCCACAGUGACCAGCACUGUGUACCAGGGAAAGGCCCACGGAAUUAUUCGCACCUCAACCACACCUUACCACCAGGAGUGCAGUUCAGACUAUCAGAGCACGACCACUGGUUGACUCUGCAGAACGUGAGAGCUUCAGACCAGGGUCGCUACUGCUGUGUGAUCCUAGAAGUACAGGUGGAUCAUAAACAUGGUCACAUUGUGCAGAAAUCCUACAACCACGUCAUUCUUCAUGUCAUACCACGGAGAAAUGGAACUCAGAAUUGUACCGUGUGGGAUCCCACACCAGCUGGAGGCUCUGUGCCAGUGGCCUUGGCUAUAACAGCCUGCAUCGUGGCUCUGCUCUCCCUGCCUCUUAUUCUGGUGCUCGUGUACAAACAGAGGGAGAAUUCCCCAUCAAGAAGACGUGGACAGGAGCUGGUGAGGAUGGACAGUGAGACUCAGGGCCACGAGAACCCGGUGUUUCUCGGUGGAUCGCCAGAGACAAAGACCCGUACUGUUUCUCAAAUCAUGACCAGGCAGUCCUCUGAGACAGGUCGCCACCUGUUGUCCGAACCGGGAACACCCUUUUCUCCUCCGGCUCAUGGGGACGUAUUUUUCCCAGCAGAAGACGCCAUCCCUGAGUCUCCGGAGUUCCUGCAGGUUUAAAGUGGAGCUAAACUUCACUCAUCACUCAAUCUACUUAUCUGGAAACAUCCCUGCGACUACCUUCCUCUUCUGCCUGCCUUCAGACCGAUGGCCAUCUCAGAAUAACCCAGGAAUUUUGAUCUGUGCAUUAUCUGGACCACAGGAGCGAAAUUUGUUUGAUUCAUAAACCUGCAACAGCUGCAGGCAAAAACUGAACUUUAGCUCGAGACCACUUGUGUUUUGGCUGGGUUUGCACUUCAUUUUACAUCCAAACACUGGCAGCCGCUUGCAAACCAUUAAUUAGCAUCAGGCACCUCGUUUAGACGAGGCACACUGCUUAUAAUAGUGUUGGGAUUUUUUUUUUUUUACCCUAAAGAGCUCACCUUGCAUGAUGUCGCUAUACUUUGUGUCGGUGUUGCGGUUUCUAUGUGCCCGUAAGCCGCCCAACCAAAGAUCUGUUUUCGUAAAUGUUUAGGGGGUAGCAUGUUGUGUAGGUUGAUUCAGACCCUAAAGAUUGUACAUUGUCUGAUUUCUGUGUACUUCCUGUGCAACUCUUGUGGUUUCUUUGUGCAGGUAAGGGGGCCAACCAAAGACCUAUGUUAUAGUAAAUGUCUCUGUAAGUUUGCUAACUUCUUUUUUUUAAACUCAACAACUGUGUAAAAUAAACUUUCCACCAGAAGUCCAUUCCAGUAAACUCUCAAUCAUCAGAGAAGUGCAAAUAUUUUUGUGCAAGUUUUUAGUAUUUAUGGCAUUAUAUUGUUCCUCUGUAUUAUUUCAGAUUGGCCAUGCCAUCUUUUCUGUUCCUUCUUUGCUACCUCAGUUAUGUGCCAGCUCUGCUGCUUUAAAUACCCUCCUUCCUUCCUGUACUUUCAGAAAUGCAGCACUUCACAGUGGCCUUAAAUAUUCUCAUAAAGUGCUAAAGAAUAAAAAAAAAAAGCUGCAGCAACAAAAUAAA
Messenger RNA from Archocentrus centrarchus (flier cichlid), 1981 nucleotides. It is a transcript of the gene vsir, whose product is annotated as V-set immunoregulatory receptor. The record is from RefSeq and is a predicted model, not a curated record. NCBI's taxonomy places the organism in Eukaryota, Metazoa, Chordata, Actinopteri, Cichliformes, Cichlidae. Gene Ontology annotation, cellular component: plasma membrane. Gene Ontology annotation, biological process: regulation of immune response; negative regulation of alpha-beta T cell activation.